GAGUGAGCCCAGUCUCGCGGUGGAUGUUGGGACGGGCCGCUAAGUUGUAAGGAGCGCGGAAGCUCCGCUUCUAGCGGCCCCGUUUUGCCUCACGAAAUAAAGAAACCGAAAGCGGCGGCUGCUGCUUCGAAAGUUUGGGGCUCUUCUGCCCAGCGACCGGGGAAAUGAGUCGCAUGGGGUAGAAAGAAGACUUAACGCGGGGCGUCCCGGCCAAGCGGGGAGGUGAGGAAGGGGAGGCGGGGGGGGGAUGUCUGUUAUUGUGGGGGUUUGGGGGGAGGGGGCGGUCCCUGGCGGGUUACAUGACAGCUGGCGGAGUUCUCCCUCUGGUCCUCUACGUCGAGUUGACACCUGUUGGGACACAGAGGCCCCUGAUUGGCUGGGGUUGGGCGCUUGUUUUGCCUUGAGGGGUGUAGGGACCCUUUGUCCUUUGAACUGGUUGCCCCACCUGGAACAGCUUUAUCUGCCCCCAGUGAGAGGUGGGAGCCACUGGGUGGGGGUGUCUGGCCCUCCUCCUCCUCCUCCUCCUCCGCCGCUUCUCCUUUGCCCCAGGUUGCUGCCCUUGGAACUACAGUGGUACCUCGGGUUACUUACGCUUCAGGUUACAUACGCUUCAGGUUGCAGACUCCGCUAACCCAGAAAUAGUACGUCGGGUUAAGAACUACUUCAGGAUGAGAACAGAAAUCGUGCUCGGGCUGCGCAGCGGCAGCAGGAGGCCCCAUUAGCUAAAGUGGUACCUCAGGUUAAGAACAGUUUCAGGUUAAGUAUGGACCUCCGGAACGAAUUAAGUACUUAACCUGAGGUACCAGUGUAACCAGAAGCGGCUCUUGAACUGCCACAGUGUCUCUUACAAAGCCGGUGUAUACUGCCCUAUAUGUACCCGUAGGUCUCAGGGCGGUUCACUGGAUGAAAUCAGAAUAUAAAACCACAAAGUACAUAAUCAAAAUAGUUUAAACAACAACCCCAUAACCACCCCAACAUAUUUUAAAAGGGCAUAGGAUAUCAAUCAAAUUGUUUCUUAGCAUAAGAAAAAGUCCUGGUUGAUCAGGGCCAAGGCCUGUCUACUUCAGCAUCUUGCUGCCACAGUGGCGGUCCAGAUGCUUAUGGGAAGCUUGAAAGCAGGGCCUGAGUGCAACUGCAAUCUCCCCUCCUGCUUAUGGCAAAUGAAUAAACCAGGUUACUGCCACUGACUGCCUGACCCUGAGUGAGCAACUAGCUAGGCAGGCAGGUUAGAAGCAUGUUCAUUGCAGCUUGUCCCCCAUCAGCAGCAUAAGUGUUGCUCCAUCCAAUUUUUUUGUCACACAAAAAUCACAUUUGUGAAUGGAGUGGCAUUUGUAGUCUCAUAUUGAAUGUGAACACCCACACACCAAUUUCACUUUAUCUGUUAACUGGUGGUAAGUAGCAAUUCUAUGGCAACUUCAUAAAUGCUCCUACCCCUAUGUAUAAACUCUAGGCUGUUGGUCUUCAACUGGUGCCCAGUAUCACCUUAUGUAAGGUGGAUGUCAGCAGCAGUUUAAUGCUUUUCAACUGAAGUUCUUAUUCUUACCAUAUACUGGUUUUAGUAAAUGUUGGGUUGUUUUUACUAUGUAUUGAUGCAAUUAAAAAAGUUAUUUGUAAGCUCCUUUGGAUCUGUUUAAUCAAUACAAGCGGGUAGAAAUUCUAUAAUAAGGUGCUUGGGGAGCAGAUAAUUUGUGGAUUUUCUUUCUGAACUUGUCUGCUGCCUUACAAUUUAGUGGGACAGGCAUCAGAAUUCAAAUGUGAUUUGCCAACAUAUUUUUUUUUCCAGGCUUGUCCUGAAUAAUUAUUGUUGGAAAUUGGCAAUUCUUUGUUUUUACUGAAACACAGACUUAACAGUCUGGAAAUUAGAUUGAUACAGGAAAGAUCCACAUAAGAUACCCUUCAGUAUAUAUCCUGCAGUAGCUGUGCUACAUUGGGCUGUGGCUUGUGACUGGUCUGUUUCUAUAGUGGUACCCCAGCUAUGGAACUCGUCUAUCAUAAAUGUAGCAGGGCACCUACAUUUUUGAAUGGAGUUCACUGCCAGAUGAAGACAUACCUCUUCAUCAAGGCUUUUGGGUGCACUUGUUUUUGGUAACUGCCGCUGCUGCCCAUUCUGGUAUGGAUUUUAGUUCUUCUUAAUUUCUAAUGUUGUGUUUUGUAGUUUUUUUAAUGUAAACCAUCCAAGGUCAUUGGUGGUAAAGAGGAGUAUAGAAACUAAAUAAAUAAGGCAGCCAGCCAACGAACCAGCAUUGACCUUGGCUGUAGCUUUAAGGAUGGUAAUAUUUAAGAGCUUGCUCUUCUCUUCUCUCCUCUCUCCCAUUCCUUUUUCCUCACAUGUUGUGUCUUUUUAGAUUGUAUGACUGAGGGCAGGGCCUGCCUUAGAACUGAUUUUGUAAGCUGCUCUGAGAGUCUGUUUGCCUGAAAGGUGGGUAUAAAUGCUGUAAAUAAUAAUAAAUACUUGAGUAAAUAAAUCCUGGAAUGUUCAUAAUUCAGAAUGAAUUCAGAAUGCAUCUCAACAUAUGAUUUUAAUUGCUUUUGACGUUAUAUUUUGUUUCACAUGGAACUUCAAAACAGGUAUUUAUUUUCAUAAUUGAUCUGAUCAUUUUCAAACAAUUAGCUGUGAACAUAAGGCAGCACCAACAAGAAAUGUCUGGGCUUCAAAUGUUUUCCAUAACUUAUUGUAUUAACCUGCCUAGCUUUACACUUCUGCCAAUUAUAACAAAGAAUAUUUUGUCAUUUAGAAUAAUUUUUAAUAGGUAUGACCAAUCUCACCUGCAUUUUCUUCUUUUUGCUUACAGGUGCAGCCAUGCAGGAAAGCAUCCGAUUUGCUUCAUCGGGAGAUGAUGAUGUUAAAAUAUGGGACGCUUCAUCCAUAACUGUAGUGGAACAGUUCAGUCCCCAUACUUCAUCACACCCAGUUAGCUCUGUAUGCUGGGGCAGCAACAGUAUCCUUUGCCACUUCAUGAGGCACAACAUCUAGAGCUAUAGCACUCAUUGUUUAGUGGCAAUUUUUAGUUUUGUCUCUGGGGCCAGUGAGCUGUGCUUUAAUACAAACAAACAAGCCACAGAUACUUUUGCAGUGCUAAUGAGGUUUAAUUGAUAUAAUUAAUGACCUAUAGUAGCAGCAUCUACAUGGAUUUUGGGCAUCCAUAUUCAUAAACUAUCAUCCGUUAAAUAGCAUCUGUGCUGUAACAACUGAAAGAAUAUGAAUAAGUCAGCUCUGUUCUUUAAAAUUCCAAAUACCCCUGGCCUCCGGAGAGAGUGAACAAGCAUAUGUGAGAACAAAUGUGCUCAAGACCAAAAGCUGAAUUUAUCAGAGUAUGGAAAUGGAAUGCAUUUCAAAGGUGUAUGUUCCAUUUAAAUAUACUUGGUUUACUUCUUACAGACUGCCUUGGCAAUUUGGUUCAAUAACAGCUUAGUUUAAACCAGGGGUCAGCAAGGUUUAUCUUGCCUGGGCCAGAUUGGUCCCGUGGAGAUCCCUCUGUGGGCCGGAUCGCACGCGUGCCCGCGUUUUUCUGUGUCUGCACAGAUGUGAUGUGCACAGAUGUGAUUUUUGGCGCCGCGGAAGCGAGUCCCUGUGGUGCGCGGCGCCAGUUUAGUGCAGCGUGAGAGUGGGUGGGGGUGGCUCGGGGGCCAGUAAAACGACCUCCGCAGGCCGCUUCCGGCCCAUGGGCCUUAGGUUGCUGACCCCUGGUUUAAACUAUCUUCCUCCUUGUGGUUUCACUUGGAUACAGGUGGCUAUAAAUACCUCCCCUUGUGUUCCUCUUCAUGCCUCUCCUCCAGGACACAGAGGAGGAACGGUUAUAUAUGUGUACAUAUUCUCGUUCUCAACCUCUAGAAGCAGCUGUCAUUAGUGCUGCAUUGUUUCUCUACUGUUCAAGGGAAAGACUGUGGUAGAACAUGUGCUUUCUGUACAGAAGGUCCCAGGUUGAAUCCCUGACUUCUCUAAUAAGGAGGAGUAUGCAGUGUCCUUACACAGUCUUUGUUCUUGAGGCAGUAUGCAUAUUUGUUUCUUCUUUCCAGGAGGGAUAUAAGAUGAGGAAAUAAACAGUGCCAGGGCUUUUUCUCCAGAUGUGCUAGAUAUGGCCAUGCUCUGUAAUAUGAGGGCCCUACCGCAACCCCAGAGUCGUCUGCGACUGCACUUAACUGUCAGGGGUCCUUUACCUUUUUAUGUGCAAGUGAAGCUGCAUAUGUCCAGAGGCUCCCCCCUUAUUUUAGUUGGACGAUGUUCCAUUUUUGAAAAUGUGGUUUCUUAUUGUGGUUUUAUAGCAUUCCAAGUAUAGAUGAGCACGUGUGGUGCUUCAUUUAUGGGCCAGAAGCUCUGGCAUGUCAUUGUGCCCAUAGUGCUGUCCCACUGUUGCAUGAUCACAAUGUGUAUAUGAGCCACCAGUAUACAAGUAUACAGUAUGCAAGCCACCAGUCCAAGCCACAGAAUUUCCACAUUGCCUCAGUGCUUGAAACACUUCGGUGCUUGGAUUACCUUUAUUUGUUUUUUGUAUUUUUAUCCACUCCCCGCCCCUCCCCAGGAACUCAAGGUGGUGUACGUUGUUCUCCACUUCCUUGUUUAAUCCCCACAACAACCCUGUGAGGUGGGUUAGGAUGAGAGGCAGUGACUGGCCCAAGGCCACCCAGUGAGCUUCAUGGCUGAGUGGGGAUUUGAACCUGAGUCUCCAGGUCAUAGUCCAGCGCUCUAUAACCACUGCACCACACUGGCUGUCAUGUCUUAACCCUAAGGAAUUUUUAUUUUCUUUUUCCAAGAACAGAGUGAGGAAUCAUUUCCCUCCUGGGCAGAGCCCCAGAGGAACUGGGACUGAAGUCUAUGCAUUAGCCAGUUUACUUAAUGCAGUAUCAUUUCAUUGAUUAGGCAUUCGGCAGGAGACGGCAAAAAAGUACUGUUUUCUGGGUGGCUUAUUGGAUUGGUUAUUUAUGGUUCUGUUUGCUUUUUAGAAAAUAUAUGCGAUGCCUACAGUGCCAUUUAUAUUUUAUUUGACCUCUUUUAUCCUCCAAACUGUUAGAUUUCUUUAGAUUGUGAGCCCUUUGGGAACAGAGCUGUUAACAUUUAGAAAAUGCUGUAAGCCGUUCUGAACCCAUUUACCAGAUGAGGAUAUACAUCUAAUAGAAACAAAAGCUUAGUUCAGCUAAAAGUUACCCCAAAUGAUAAGAAAUCAAGUGAUUUCACUUGCAUGUGUGAACCAGCUCUUAUUAAUGGCGGUGUUCAGCUUUCAUACAAAAUGCCUGAUUCCAGUAGUUCAUUGUAGCUAAAUGUCCUCUGCUUCCUAGGUAGGGAUAGUGAGUUUUCAUACCAGUUACUCCAUUCUUUUCUGUAUCAUAGACAUCUUUCUGACCAUGCACAUUUGAUUGGGUGCAUCUUAGAAGAUGUUUGAUGGAGCCUUACCUGCUGUGUUUAUCAUUAGAAUGAUGUCAGGGGAUAGUGCAGAUGGGGCUAUAUACAGGCAAGCACAAGAAUGGUUUGCUUGGAUAAUGCUUGGCUUUCUUAUUCAUUCACAACAUGUUUCUGUUUGUAAGAAGGUAGGUUUUGGAUGUUACAGUAAAUUUAGCAGUGUAAUUUCUACUGAAAAAGAAUUAGUAAAAAAUACCCUCUUGAUUGUAAUUUGGUGUAACUUAUGUCAAUACUUACUUUAAAACUGUUGUAACUUGACCUGGGACCAUAUAGUGAAAGGCAUAUAAGAAAACCAAUAUUGAUAACUGAAGUGUUAAUUUUUCUAGGUCUUGAAUUUUCCUUGAGUUGACAACUGUCAUACAAAGGAAAAUCUCCCAGAAUAAAUAGUAUCAUUGAGAAGGGACACUAGUACAUACCAUUUUUGAUAAGUCUGUGUUCUGUGUCAGGGAGUCUUGUGCUUUUCCAGAGCUGUCACCCAAUAACUUAGAUCUUCUUGCUUCUCCCCCCGCCCUGCAGUGUGUAGGUGCCAUUCAGCACAGCAGAAGCUGCUUUGAAUUCAUCUGUUCCUCUAAUUGCUGAAGGCUUUAGUUACUCGGGAUGUCUGAGCCAUUAAGUAGAUCUUGUUGGCUGUUCAGGAUCAACGGUACAGCAGCUUGUCAUCCUGUGUUGAGUUAGACAAGCUUCAGCGCAUGGAAAGCAAUGUACUAAUGUACAAUGGCUCUAAGUAAGGAAAUCUCUUUAGGCGCUUUCUGUUUUGCUUAAAAGUGACAGCUAAAUGUUAGAGAUGAAAGUUACCUUGUACACACCUGAAGUAGCGGGCUGCAGAAGUUCCUAGGCAUAUAGAAGGUUUUUGUUCUUUUCUAAAGGCCGUACCUUUCAUUGAGAAGCCACCUUGACACAUUGUUUGCGACAAUUGUUUAAAAUAAAGGAUUGGUAAUACCUGAAAAUCUUAAGCAGUUUAACUGUUUAUAAUGUAAUUUGUGUUGCUGCAGCAUGGGGCAGGUGUAAGUAAAGGAACCCAUAUCACUUGUUUGUGGGCAAGGGAGUAUUCUAAAGCACACCUGUAUAGCUCAAGCAGAUGAUGGCUUGUAAUAAACAGAGAAGCAAAAAAACAACAACAACACCAACAGCCCUGUACAGAUUUCAGCUGGCAAGUUUUAUAUGGAGGAAUUCCAUCCUCAAUUCAACAGUGGCAGUCAGUGUGAUACUGAAACUUAGGGGUAUUUAUCUGCUUUGGUUUUAUUGCACUUGUAUAGUGUUUGUUUGAAGUGGGUGGAUGUAAGUGAAGGGGGAGGUGUUAGAAAUAAACAUUCUCUACAUCAACAGACUGCUGUUCAGGUUCUGGCUUAAUGUCUUGAUGUAAUUUUGUGGAACGUGUACUCAGUUGAGUGUUAAUAUCUUGGGCUGAAGAUCUGGAGAUAUCAGAUGCCCAAUCUGUGGUUGGCAAUUCCACUGCUUAGCAUUAACACAGCUAACUUUAGAAUUCAUUGGAUUACUACUUUUUGCAAACACAUUUUUUUAUCACAAAAAUACUAGCAGCAAAUACUGCUUUGAAAUGGGGAUAGAAUUUGUGGGCAAGUAGAACAAACUGGACAUGGAAUAAGUUGCACUUCUCAGUUGGAGGAGUAUUUUUUAAAUCAUAAACUUGUGUUAAAUGGAUGCAAUGUGGAGUUCAUCUCUUGAAAGGACAAAUCCUCUCAAAACUGGAAUGUUUUCCCAUUUCUGCUUUCUUUUCUUCAUUAAACAAAACUGCAUAGUAUAUAACAACACUUGAAUCAACAUUUUUCUGUUUUGAAUUUUAUGCUAGCAUAUGUUGCUUAAGGGGCUUGGAUUAAUACUUUUCCCUUUUCAGCUACUAUAUAAAUUUUGUGCUAUGUUCCAUGACACCUGUUUCAGAUAAUUUUCUGGUCACUGCUUCUGCUGCUGGUGAUAAAAUAGUGAUUUCAAAUGGUAAAGGUAAACCAGCUCCACUCUUUGAGCUAGCUGAAGGGGUAAGUAAAACAGACUUGUUUCUUCGGAGCCAUAGAGUGUGACUUUUUGCAUGUUUACUUUGAAGCAGGUCCCAUUGUGUUCAGCAGAGAAGUGCACCUUUACCUUGAAGUAAACCCCAUUGAACACAAUGGGAUUGACAGAAUAGACACAGAUAGGACUUACAGUUACUUCAUCUAUUCCCUCUUUCAAAAUAACAGAUUUUUUAAAAAUGUAGUUAUACAUAAGUAUAUAUCUGGAGCACAGGGUGAUCCUAAAAAAAAUACUUCAAAAGGUCCCAUUGUCUUAAUGGAGAAUGCUUCCAGUUGAAAAACAAGCCAUAUUGCCUACUGCCUCUGUAGCUUUAAUUGACACUCGUGCGAGCCAAGGAGUUGUACCAAACGUACAUGACACAGUCCUCGGCCAGAGCAUUUGUGCAUGUAAUUUGUAUACAGUAUUAUAAUGAGCUACUCAAAUUAAAAAUUAAAGUUGACAUUCCUCUGUGUAUGCUUCAAUUUGGAAUGCUAACCCCACAAGUACAGUGUUAAAACUAAUGGGGUUAAAAGGAUGCUCAACUCUGUUAUUUUACUGAGUUCACUGUGCCUUGCAUUUUGUUCCAUCUGACUUCCUGAUUUCCAAAGUCUAACUGACUUUGGUACAUGUCAUUUUACUCCCCUUGUAGGCUGCUGAGUGCAUAUGUUCAUUGACCAAAUUGCAGUACAAUUUUAUAAGUGCACAUUUCUAACUUGCAAGCGGGUUACAUGUUGUCUGAACAAAAUCUGGAAAUUAAUAAAAAGGGAAAAUGGUAUUUCAGGUAUUCACUGGGGCUGGGCUGGAAACUGGGAAGAAAUCGGAAGUGAGAGAAUUUUAUUUGCUAUUCUAAAAAGAAUAUAGCUUGCUAACAACAUUGAGUGAGGACCACAAAGGCUGGCUUUGUUUGGAUGCAACUCUAAAGCAGGGGUGACUAAUCUGUGACUCUCCAGAUGUUGUUGCACUCCCAAUUCUCAGCAUCCUCAGCCAUCAUUGCCAAUGGUGAGAGAUGAUGGAAGUUGUAAUCCAGAGGACUACAAGACAGCACUCCUCCUGUUCUAAACCAUGCUUUAGCACAGGCAUAGGCAAACUCAGCCCUCCAGAUGUUUUGGGACUACAACUCCCAUCAUCCCUAGCUAACAGGACUAGUGGUCAGGGAUGGUGGGAAUUGUAGUCCCAAAACAUCUGGAGGGCCAAGUUUGCCUGUGCCUACUUUUAGCAUUACAUGGAGGAGCUGCAGUGAACAUUAGCUCUUGAGUUCCCCCUUGGCUCUCUUUUCCAGCAUGACGAAGAGGAGGAUUUUUGUGUUUCAUAUUAAUUUCCUUUUAACUUGUCUGCUGAACCUAAACAAAUUGUGGCUAAUCUCACUUAUGCUUAGUUGAAACAAACCAGCCUUGUAGCUUAGCCACAGUUUGUCUGGCUUUGGACAUCAUGGAUAGUUGCAGUCAAUCUAAAAUGGAAGUGAAAGAUACUAAAUUCCACACAGCUGUACCAGAGAGGGAUUACAAGAGGCUCAUUGUACCUGUUUCUCAUAAAGUUAAAUCACUGUUUAGUGUUGUGUCUGAAUAAGGUGAUAUGGUGUGCAUAAAAUGUAUUUGUAUUGAUUGGCUUUUGUUAGCUGUAUUGCAGCCACUUUAAUGAAACCCAGACAUGCAUUAAUGAACAUGGCUGGGAGUCUUAAGAGAGAUCUUUUGAUACAUUGCUGAACAUAAAUUUCUGUUCUCGGCCCAUUAUUAACAACAGAACAUUCCUGCCCUCUGGUUUGUGGUGAUAUAGGGCCUUAGACUGAUAAAAUGCUCUCUCUAAGCUUUAAAUAAGAAAUCAACACUCUCACCAUUGUUCUUCAGAUCGUUAUUUUAGUUGUGAUCUUUUUUGUCACAUGUACAAUGAUCUCAGUUUUAUACAAAAGUUUUUAAAAGGUGCCUAUAUGCAAACAUGGGCUUUCAAUCCAAGGAGCUUUGUAUCAAUGUGAAAAACUUGGAAGACAGUUUGAAAUGUGCAGAGGAAGGAGUGAGUGAGUGAUGCCUCAACAGUGUUAAGUUUAGUAUUGGCUAGUCGAUAUAUACUACCUCAGGCAAGCAACCUGCCGAUUCUUUGAUUGGCCACCCCAAAUUCCCCACGCCCUCCCACCCCAAAGUAGCAUACACUCUUAAAUAAGCAAGCAGACAAGUAACUGUAUAUUAAUUCUCAUGAUGCUUAAGUCCCUGUUCCAACAUCUUGCCAAUACUUGCUCACCCUUGGGGAUAAAGAAAAUCAUAAAAGGAAUAUUGUAGAAUCUGUUUUUUAUGUAUGUUAGCUUUUGGAGCAUGCUGUUUGCAAAUUACAUGCAAGCUAAACAUGGUGAAUUCCUCUUUUCCACUUUCCCCUAAUUUCAUUUUCUCUAACCGGUAUUUGAUGAAGAGCAUUUGCCCUUUUACCUCUUGAUUAAUAUUCACAUGAUCAACAGUCAUGGGGAGAGUUGGGUCACCCCCAGCCACUUGCUCUGCCACAUAUUCAGGGUUCUGAAUUGCACAGGGCACCUUUGCAUGUAUUGCAGGCUCACAGCUUCAGGCAUUUCCCUCCAGCGUAUGGAGGUCAGCAAGGCUGGGUGAUGGGAAGGAGUCACAGUAGGGAAGUCUAGAAGGCAUGGGGAAGUCUAGAAGGCAUGGCCCUGCUGUACCCUUCAGUAGUAUUAAUCACAUAAGGGGCAACAAGAAACAGGGCUAUAGAGUGCUCUAUAUUUCAUUGACUUGCACAACAAAACUUCAUUGAGGCACUCAGUCCUGAACAUAAUAUGAAUCCCACAGAGGGAAGAGUGGGUCUGUGCUCACUGGCCUCGCUGCCUCUGCUUCAUCCCCAUCACAGAAUGUCUGAAUUGGAGACCCUGCCCGACAAUUCAUAGCCUCCUCACAUGCUUUAGAACCCUGCCAAAUUAAACAGCCGGAUAAGAAUAUUGGUUUUUAUGGACCUUGAUUGCCAACUCAGGUUGAAUACAGAGUGCCCAUUUCUUGAAUGGGAGGCAGAGGCUUCUGCUGGAGGAAAUGGGAAGUGGUUUUUCUAGAUUCCCAUUGUCACGCCCACUUCCACAUUCUUCCAGAGGGUCUCCCAACAUUCUGGACUGAUUUUUUGGAGACUGCAGGGGAAAAGACGAAUUGGUGAAAUUCGCUUCCUCAAUACUGUACCUUUCUCUGGGUUUGGUUAGGGAUUCCAUGAGUAGAACUAUACACAUUUAACAACAACAACAACAACAACAACAACAACAUAUUCUACUUUACUGCAAGGGCCCCCAAAUGAUACUAUGUUGAUUUCCCCCUUUUUAUUCCCCCCCUAACCAGGCAAAACAAACCUGUAUAAGUUUGAGUUCUAAUUCAAUGUAUAUUGCAAGUGGAGGUGCGGAUAGCACUGUUAACAUAUGGGAUUUAAAGUUCAGAAAACUUCACCGAGCUCUUAAGGUAAGACAAAAACACUUCCUGUUUUAUCUAUUUGUCUAUUAAAUAUGACUCUGAAAAAAUACCCCCUCUCAAAACAAACCCUCUAGUAGCUUUGGGGUCUGAUCUUUAAAGCCCAAAUUUCAACUCAAAAUUUUUAAUCCCUAUCACCAUAGGUGUCUGUGCUAGCAGCAGGCUUUGUGGACUGUGUUGCUAUAUAAGGAAUAUUUUCAAGCUGUCAUUUUAUUACAUUGUAUCUCUGAGUGAUUAUUUGAGUCUUCAGAAACCAUGUUAUGUGAAGUUGGCAAUGAGUGUUGGCUGAGCACUCCACUCCCUCCACUUCUCUUGCCCCUCGUGUUGUGUGCUGCCUUCAGUGCGAAGCUCCUUGCUUGUAUUAAGCCAGUCUUCCGUUGUGUUUGAAAUGGGGAACUCUGGCUUCGUACCGGUUAACAAACCUGAAUGUGAUUUUCUACAGUUUUCUGUUUUUUUUAAUCAGUUAAUCCUUUUAAUCUGUUGAUAAUCCCUGUCUACCUAUGCCACCAUAAUUAUGGAAUUUAGUUUCAAUGCUAAUUUUAGGAUUUCUAGCUUUAUAGUUGCCAAAUGGCAAUAAAGCUCCUCUUAAAUAACUAGCUUUUAUCUGAAAACAUAAUGCUUUGACAUUUAUAUGUAUGCAAAUGUAGGAUUAUCUGGAAGACUGACAGUUCUUAGGUAAAUAGCUGAACAAAAAUUGUAUGUGUUGGAGAAACAGUUGAUGUAACUGUGCUAUAUUGGAAUAGCAUUUUGUGUAUACUGAAUGUGGGAAACUUUUGAAUACAUGAACUCUAUAUGAAUGAAUGUUUCUACGGAUACAUUAUUAUCAAAAACACUGCUUCUAUCACUGUAGAAUAGGGGUAGGCAGAUGGGAGAUUAGAUCUUUGGGUGAUUUUUGGCUUGAUCAUAUGGGAGAUGGUGAUCCUUCAGAUGACAGUGGCCUCAAACUGUUUAGCUAUUGCAAGUUUGAAUACUCUACCAUGUGAAGGAGUUGCAUGUUAGGGGGAACAUUGGAUUAGGCUAGGCUUUGCCUGAUGUGCUGGCUUUUCAUUGCCAGAGUUGUCAGUCUGUUGGAUUUCAUACCCGACCUGCAGCAGAAGGUCCCAGGGCAGGUGGCAACAAUAUAGACAUGCUAGAUUAAAAUCAAUUGAAACAAUUCAAUUCUUGAUGUGGGGGAUUCAUUUGUGGGAUUAGCCCAUCUUCCCAUUGUACAAAGUUGUGCCUUUCCCCCUUAGAUGUGCAGGUCAGGGUCUUAGUCCUGCUGGGUCUUUUAAUUUUUGAUACCAACCUUUGGAGACUGAGCCAGUUACAAAUCUAAAUAUGAACUUUUUAACUGAUAGGCUUCUGGAAUAGAAUAUAACCAAACACAUGGAAGUUAGCUAGGUCCACUGUCAGCUGCUGCUUUGUGAAGCCCUAAAAGUGUGAGAGAGACAAAGCUGGAUUAUUCCGUGUGGUCUGAAUACUUGUACUACUUUAAACCUGACAGAACAAGAGAGGUUAAAAGGAUAACGACCUGUUUAAAAACAAGAAAACCAAUUGCAACUGACUAAUAUUUGCAUUUUCUUAUCUUCUUUAGGAUCACAGAGAUGAAAUAACUUCUGUAACAUUUAAUUGGAAUGAUUGCUAUAUCGCUUCGGGGUCUAUGAGUGGUGAAAUUAUUCUGCAUAGUCUUACUACGAAUUUAUCCAGCACUCCAUUUGGCUUUGGCAGCAGUCAGGUAAAGUGUCUGUGGAAUGUGGUUCCAAUGGUUCAGCUGCAGUGGGUCAUACAAGUGAUGGUUGGGUCUAACCAUUUGCAAUUAGAUUUAUACCCAAUUGUCUCUCCACCAGAUAAUUGUUCUGUACCCCCAAUAACUUCCAUCCUUGGGCUGCAAUCCUGUGCACACUUACCUGGUAGUAAGUCACGUUGAAUACAGUGAAACUCCCCCCCCCCCCGAGUAACAAUGCAUAGAAUUUGGCUGUUGGCAUUUCAGGAAGCCCAUGCUAAACUUGCGUAUUGAACUUGAGCUGCCCAACCCCACCUCCCAACCUUCCACUUCUGUAGUAUACUGUACAAGCAGUUCCUCUAUCCCUGACGUAGAACCUUUGUCCAUGCUACACAGUGGAUUGCUGUGGAACUGGGUCUUUUCAUGUGGCACAACCUCUUGAUCAUCUUCUGCACAUCUGAUUGAACUUAUGUGUCAUGGCAAAAUGGGUUAUCGGAGUCGGGAUAGACUUGCAAGUCCUUGCAAGGAAAUAGGACUUUAAGGGUGAAACCUUUACUCCUAUUCUUGAUUUUAAAAAUAAGUAAAUAAAUUUACUUAUAUCCUGUUCUUUCCCAUUGGUUCAGAACAGCUUAUAGCAGUGUUAAUAUCUGAGAUUUUAAAACUCAAGUAACUAUUAAUGUGAACAUGGGCCUGGUUGCAUUUCUCCUUGCUGUCUCCUUGAAUAGUUUUAUUGCUGGCACAGCUUGGUCAUAGCCACAUUUCAGUGCUGAUGUUGCAAAGCUAUAAAAAAUUUUUUUUAAUGAAUGUGCUUGGGUUUUCUUAUUAGAAUUUCUAGCAGGUUGGACAAGUUAAGUGUCACACAUACUGAGGGUUGCAAAUGGUAGCAUUGUAUUCAUUGGAAGCAAAAGCCAAGUUUUCAAAAGCUCUGUUUUUGAUUCAUUGUUAUCAUCCAUCAGUUAUAUUGAUGCAAACUUCUUCUUAAUAGUCAGUUUGCUCUUUUUUAAAAAGCCACCUCGUUGCAGAGCUAAUAAAGUUGUCAUAGCUGUGCUUUAUGUGUGGCUUAUUUGGGAAACUCUCUCUGACAGUUAUUGAUGGACAACGUGCUGUGAGUUAAAGACCAAAGCAAUGAAAGCAGGGUGGUGGUGGUGGAGGAGGAGGAUCUGAGUUGCAGUGAUAAGAUGCUGAAAACCUUACAGCUGAGUUGCAUUGACUGUUAUUUCCUGCUAUUUACUUUGCCAUUUGUAGCUUUUCACUACAUGCUGCUGAGGAAAGAUUGGGUUGCUCUUUAAACCUUGAGGAAUAUUAAUGUAAAAUAUAGGGAGCAAUGUAAUUUACAGUGAAGGUUUAUGGUAGAAUAGCAAAACAGGGUUUAAAUAUUGCCUAUUACAUAAACCAUAUAGCACUAAUGAAAACAAUGCAAUCCUUUAUUUGUAUGGGAUAAUGUUAGAAGCAUUAAAAUAUCUCAUUUCUUUCUGACUACCACCUGUUUAUACAUUUCUUUUCCUGAGUGAGUUAUUUUACUUAACUGUCAUGCGAGACAAAAGAAAGAGAGAGGCAAAUGGAAGCAGUGGGUUUGAAAAGCUAGAAAAGCCUUGGAAGAGACAUAAAGUGGGUGGCUUAAUUUUUUCCUGCAACCUGGGUGCUUUCCCCCUGCCCCUAAUUCAAGAGAGAGGGCCUGUUCUAAAUAUUGUUUAAACAGACUUCUUAAACAGGCAUUCUCUUUUUCUCACAUCUAUUUUGGAAGUUUAAAUACCUGAUAGUCAUCACCUGGCUUGGCUGGUACAUGUUUCUUUGUUAGUCUUUCAUGGGGAUGGAGAGAAGCUGCAGCAGAUUCCUCAAAGAUACAUAUUUUCCUAUCUACAAAGACCACGUCAAAGGGGCUUGUGGGAGAGGAGUGAGGAAAGGCAAAUAAAAGUUUUCUUAUUAUUGCCUAUAUGCCUGUGCCUUUUGCGUGUUGCAUUGUUUUAAAAUGUAAAUUCAGAGCGUGCUAAAAGCCUAAUACAUUAAGGAACCCAUAAGGAUUGUUUUUGAAAGUAGAUUGUCAUGGAUUUGAAAUUAGGACAGUUAUUUAAAGUCUUAACAGUAACAAAGAAUGCACUCAACUUAAAGCCCAUUAUUCCAUCAGUUUCAGGUCUAAAGUAUCUUGUUGAAUCACAGCUCCACUCUUGAAAACUCUUAAUGGUUGAGACUUAAAAAGCUUGGCACUUUGUCAGGAUUCAAGUUUCUAUUGUUACUGCAAAAAUGCCGAGCUUGGAAAAGUUGUUAAAUUUUAAUUGCAUGUCACUCCAGUGAGGCCUAGAUGGCAGACUUGCUGACUAAACAUCUGAAAUGGCUGUUCUUGUAAUAAAGAUGUAUCAGUGCUGAUGCUCACUUAAAGGGUUUCUAGGUGUUACUUUUUCUGUUUCUCACCACUAGAUACCAUGUCAAAUUCAAUCUCUUUUGUGGUGGGGAGCAGCACUGCAUGAGCACUUCAUAGAGAUGAAUCGAAAUUGGGGGCUGAUUUUUUCACAAAUACUUUUGUGCUCACCCCAUUUUAAAAUAUAUUUUAUGACUGCUCCUGCUGCAAAGACAGUCACGCGCUGUUUUGUUAUAAUGUGCUUAAACUGCCACUGUACCACAAAACGAGCAGCAGGGGUAUGCUGUUUCCCCCCUCCAAUUCCCUGCUCCCCCAAUAGAUUAGGCUUUAUUGCCAGAUUUCACCUAUGGUAACUGGGUGUUAAGGAUGGCAAAGACCUAAAAGCUGUGUAAGUAAGUGAUGAUACUGCUGCAUUUGAAGGUAAGGCUAGUACUAGGAUUCCAGUGGUACAGCCUCUUGCCAACUAAUUAGCAAAGAGGUUUUUUAAAAAACGUACACAGGUACUGUAGUUUAAAUAUAUGCAUUGGCAAAGCAUCACUUUUAACAUAUGCAAAUGUGUUUUCUUUCUUUUUCAGCCCAUUCGGCACUUGAAAUAUUCUCCCUUUAAGAAAGCAUUAUUGGGUAGUGUUUCCGACAGUGGGGCUGUAACUCUGUGGGAUGUCAACAGUCAAGCCCCAUAUCAUAACUUCGAAAGUGCUCAUAAAGCUCCGGCCUAUGAAAUCUGUUUUUCUCCCAUCAGUGAGCUGCUACUUGUAACUGUAGGUCUGGAUAAAAGAAUCAUUCUCUAUGACACCACAAGUAAAAAGUAUGUAUACCUUUGUCAGAAUAUUAUCUGACGACAGAAUUCUGUGUGCUUUUCAGUGGUAUAAAAAGGAAUUUAUGGCAUACUAAAAAAACGGGGGGGUUUGGAAACCCAUUCCUUCAAUAUAUUUUGUGAAGCACUGCUGAUCAACAAACAAAUAAAAAUAAAGCCAGUCUACUGAGGCUUGAUUUGGUCUCCUUUUAAUUGAUUGAGGCAACUGGAACAUUUAGCAUUUCUUCACAAAAAUGGUUAGGUGUGGAACUUUUAACGUGCCAUAAGGUUUGGUUUUGUGAAAGUAAUAUUUGGAGUGUGGUUCUUAAUGGUGGAAAGCAAUUUGUGUGUGGUUGUCUUAGUUACUGAAUUGCUUGUAUUAAAACUGAUGGAGUCCUUCUGCUUGACUUGAAAGCUUUCUUAUUUGGUACACACACGUUUCACGAGAGGUGUCUAAAAUUGAGACAUUUUGACAUUUUAAUGGUUGUAGUUUGCAAAAGUCUCUUUAUUGCAUCUGCAGAGCCAAUAUAUGAGCCACAGGGAAAAUGCCAAAACCCACUGUUGAGCAAUACCUUUAGUAGGACCAACCAAAGUUUGCAAAUAAGGGAGCAAGCUCUCAAGAUCUCCAGAAUUCUUCAUUGGGCUGGAUGUACUCAUUGCGGGUAUUCCUUCUGCCUUCCUUGGCCUGGGCAUCCAAAGCAGAGGGAGCCCUGAGUCCUCCAAAGAACAAGAGGACACUUGAAAGGGGGAUAGUCCCACAGGGAGCUGUUUGACACUGGCAGUUUCCAUCCUACCUACACACUUGAAUUCUUGUCACGUUUGAGGAGAGGGGAUAUCCAUUAGCAGCUGGGAAUGUGUGUAUCUGCUUGAAGAAUGUAGCUUUAUGUAUUGUAUUAACUUAAACAUAACAUUGGGAAAUAAGCAGAACUAAAAUUACAGUGUGGUAUAAUAGAUAGUGUUGGCUUUGGGUUUAAGUCUUAGCUUGGCAGUGAAGCCCACUGAGUAAUAUUGGGCCAGACACUACCUUUUAGUCUAACCUGGCCAACAGCUAAGUGAAGAGUUAAUGAAAAAUAACUAUUAUUUUGGAAACUGUAAGUAAAAUUGUGGCUGUCCUUUCUCCCCCCCCCCCCCUUCUCGGGUGUUCAACAUGUUUCUUCAUCACAAAAAAGGCAGCUGAAGACUUUAGUAGCAGAAUCUCCUUUAACUGCAGUAGAAUUCAUGCCUGAAGGAACUUCUUUGGUGGUUGGAUCUUCUCGUGGAAAGAUAUACCAUUAUGACCUAAGAAAACUGUCCGCACCUGUGAAAUCAGUCAGUGCUCACAAAACCUCUGUGAAAUGCAUAACACUACAGUGCUCUAACAGCUUUUCAAGGGUAAAUGUCUUGUGCAUUUAGUGUAUAAGUGUAGGUUAAAACGGAAAUAAAAUGUGCCUAAUUAUGAUCAAUAUAUGCCAAAGCACACAAGAUGGCAUGUUUGUGCUAAGGUCUGUAUCACUUUUCUAUUGUAAUUGUAGUUAGAAUUGUAUACACCUGAUCCUUUUUUCAAAGCUUGAUGGUUGUGUGUAGUUAACACACAUCUAUUUGAGUGCUCUGUCCCCCCACCCUUCCAAUACAGUGGACCCUUCAGAUAUGAACUUAAUUUGUUACGGGGGUCCAUUCGCAACCUGAAAAGUCCGUAUCCAGAGGGGCUGCUUCUGUGCAUGCGCUCAUGGUGAAACCCGGACAUAUACACUUCCGGGUUUGCAGCAUUCGCAACCCAAAGUUUACGUAUUCGUAGGGAUACGUAAGUAGAGGUACGACUGUAUUAUAAAUUGUGUCUGCUAUUUUGGGGAUUAGAGUCCUAUCGGAAGCAGCAUUAGAAGAAAGUUGUAACUCAGUACUUGACUGUCCUUUUCCCCUUCAGAGUAGAGCACUUCUGACUAACUUAUUUCUGUUUCAGUCUAGCUUUAAGUCAUCCUUAACUAAGCAGGCCUGCAAAAGAUCUGAUGUCAAAACAACAAGCAAUACUGGAGGGAUUCAGAAUGCUGGCAUGAUCAAAAACGUUACUCCUAACAUGCCUGCCACGUUCCUGUCCCCAUCCUUGCCAACAGCUGAAGUUAAAGGAGCUGAUGCCAUUCAGGAUAAAUCUGGUAAAAAGAUGCCAGCACUUGUGAGAAUCAUGAAGGAGGGAAAUACGAAAAUACCAAUUGUUGCCAUUUUAAGAAUUGCUUAAUUGGUCCUUUAUUUUAUUUCUUUACUUAUAGUAUUUAUUGGGUGGUAUACGUUUUUAAAAAACCAAAUUCUUAAAAUAUAAAAAUGCAAUAUAGAGAAAAUUAAAACCAAGUUAUAAUAAUAUUGGAAUAAACCCAGCAACAGAGAAAACAGGAGCACCCAAAGUCUAAAGCUGAGCUCCCCAGUGUGGUAUAUGUGGGUGCAUUCAGCCACCCUGUUUGGUGCCUGCAAAGGCCUCCUGCUCCUCCAAAUGUUUUUUUUAAUUUUUUUUUUGGGGGGGAAGGGUUGUUUAGAUCAUGGCACCUGCUCUUUUGGUCUGUUUUGUUGGUUUUGGGGUUGGAGUGGGGAGAUUUUAAACACUGCCAGUUUUUCUUCUGUGAAAAGGGCAUUUUGAAGUAUCCACAAUAGUGUUCUAGAUCUCUAAAAAGUGCCCCCAGGCCCAAAAUGUUGCAGACCAAAGUACUGAGAAAAUAAGGUCUUCACCUGGUGCCAAAAAGAAGCUCAACACUGUGACCUGAGGUCCAGCGCCGAGGGCCUCCUGGCGAUUCCCUCACUGCGAGAAGUGAAGUUACAGGGAACUAGGCAGAGGGCCUUGUCGGUAGUGGCACCUGCCCUAUGGAGUGCCCUCCCAUCAGAUGUCAAGGAAAUAAACAACUGUCUGGCUUUUAGAAGACAUCUGAAGGCAGCCCUAUUUAUGGAAGUUUUUAAUGUUUGAAGUUUUAUUCUGUGUUUAAUGUUCUGUUGGUAGCCGCCCAGAGUGGCUGGGGAAACUCAGCCAGAUGGGCGGGGUAUAAAUAAUACAAUUAUUAUUAUUAUUAUUAUUAUUAAUUAUUAUUAUUAUUAUUAUUAUUAUUAUUACCACCACCUCUGUAGAUGAUAUUCCGCAACUGGGGUGCCAGUCAUACUAUUACUCUCCUUUAUUUAAGAUACUUACAGUAGCCACCCACUUCCUCUCAUUUGGUGGGGUGCAUUCAGAGAAGGGUCUCUUAGGGUCCAAGCAGGCAUAUAUGGUUGGAGAAGAUCAUCUAAGCAACCUGGCUCCAUUCCCAUACCCAGGUAUUGGCUCAGCACACCCACUGCCUCACCUGGAUUAGUUGAAAAGGAGAGAAAAAACUGCAUGUUGUACACCUGUUGGUGAUGCCUCAGUCCUCACCUCUGGAUUAUCUAUUUGAGUCAUUUACUGUAGAUGUUAAAUAGCAUGGGGAUAAAAAUAUCCCUGUGGAGCCCAUAGCAUAAUUGGCAAUGGGUACAGCAAUAUCCUGCCCCCUCUAGCACCACUUUUUGGAAUCAGCUAUCCAGGUAUCAGUAGAACCACUGUGAGACAGUAUUUCCAACACUGAACCAGACAGCUUAUUCAGAAGGACACCAUGGUUGAUAAUACUGAAAGCCACUGAGGGGUCCAAGAGGACCAGGGUUAUACUCUUCCUAUCCUUCUCUUGGCAGAGUUCAUCCCAAAGGGCACCCAGAAUACAGACUUGGAAAGCUCAAGCCAUGUGUUCAUUCAUCGUUGCUAGCGAUUGACUUAAUGUUUUUUCCAGACCACUGCACAAGUGACUGAAAUAAAGAUGAAGAACGUGAUUCUAGAUCUUAACUAUUUUAUAAAAACAUUAAAAAAUAUCUGUAUGUUGUGAUCCUUUUCGGUACAUAUAAAACAUUCAAUUAAGUGUGAUGCUUUCUCACUAAGCUCAAACUGACAGCUUAAUCUGUCUUGAUGAAUGGAGUUCAUACCUGUUCACCUCCUUGUGGAAAUGUGAGUGGGAGUUCUGUCAAGCACUUUGGGUGCCAAAUUGAAGUAAAGCUAUCUUUAUUGCUAGGUAAUGCUAGCAUUAAAGCUUAAGGUGGAAUCCUCUUAUCGCAGUUUUGGAGGAUAGGGUGCUGCUGAGUAAUUUUAUUGUCCACACAGUUAAUGUGAUAAGACAACAGGUUUUGUUGUACCUUAGUGUGUUUGCUAGACCUGUUGUCAGAGGCUUAUUGAUAAUGGCAGUAGCUUUUACUUCUUUCCAAAUCCUUGACAUCUUCCCUCAGAACCAAAUUCUAUUGGUUCCUAUGGGACUUGUUUCCAGUUUAUUUAUUGGCAGCCUUCUACCUUUUUAAAGCUUCUUUUAGGGUGCUUAAAUACCCAGGCUGAACUAUAUUGAACUUGUCUUGUUCUUCCUGUAGGACUCUUCUACGCAUAAACAUUUAUGUUGCUUAUGGAACUAGAAAGUGCUGGUGUCUAAUAGAUUUUGUGAAGUAAGCUUAAUUUGUCAUUUAAAAUGACUCUCUUAUUCAGGAAAAUGGAUGUGUUCCUCUUCUAGGAUUCCCACGCAGCUGCAGUUUGGAUGUAAUUCCUUCCAAAGAAAUUGAUCAUGGGAAUACUUCUAAUCCAGCUGAUGAUUUGGGGAGAAAUAGUUUAGGUGACUUGUUCUCUCCACUUCGAGAUGGUAAGUUGACAUUGGAAAAAGAUUGUAUAGAUACAUGUGCUGGAAAGGACUCCAUCCUAUUACAUCCUGUAGUUAAGACCCUUAAUUGUCAUGCCCAUCCUAUAUGGAGCAUAUGCUAUUAAAAUAAAAUAAAAUAUUAUAGCCAAAUUAAUAAGGUGCCUUUUUAGAUAGUGGUCAGUGAUAAUCCCCAAACCAUGCCUAUUGUAUUAAAGAAAUUAAGCAGUAAUUGUUUACUGUUUGAACAAAAGAUCAGGUAGAGCUGUUACUCAGAUUCUACCUGUAUAGAAUUUUUCUCCCUUUUUACAGUCAGUAUUUAUUGCUUUGUCCUAUAGAUGUUGCAGUUUGUAAAACAAGUGAAGAUGUUCCCGGAAAGAGUGAUGGUAAGCACUUACUGUAGUACAUCUUUAGUAUCUCUUGAGGGCCCAGCCUGACACUAAAUUGGUUUAAUGCUACAGGAAAUCAGAAUAAGUAGCAAUAAAUGAAGGUAAGUAAAAACAAACUGGGGCGUGGGGUGUAAUAUUUGCUACACUGUGCAUGCUAAACCUGUGUUCAGGAAACAUUCUUGGUUCAAACAGUACAAAUAUAUAAUCCUUUAAAAUAUAAAGUUGUAUGGAAAUGAAGUGACUAAAAUAAUAAAAAAUACACAAGUAUGUGACUUUGCCUUUCAUUCUAGGUAUGGAUUUUCAACCUUACCUUUCCAGUCUGGAUUUUCUUUCCCAGUUCAGCACUGCAUUGCCUGUAAGAAAAAAUCCAGUAGGAUCUGGCCCACAAGUAGUGCAUUCUAGUCCACUUAAUAUAUUUGUUGGCUCUCCUAUCAAAGAGGAUGAUGAGAAUCCAGAUGUUGAUGCUAAGAAAACUAAUCAUGGAAGACAAGAGUCCAGAGAACAUUUCAAACAGGUAAUGCUGUAAUUCUAAUUGCCUGUGACUUGAGCUGUCCGCCUUGCAUUUUUGUUUGCUGUUUCUGCUUUUUGCUGCAUAGAAACAUGCACAUGUUGGAUAGUAGUGCCUUCUAGGCAUGGGCUGUUUGCUUCCUAACCAUAGUUAUGAGAUUAGGAGCACCAUAAUGCAUGCAAAUCCUCCCACCCCUUUCAGUUUUGGGGUGUUGGGAGAGGGAUAGUGCUUCCCUCUGCACUCACCUCUCACCUGUGACUCCUAGAAGCUGCAGCUUGGGGUGGAUUGAGAUAAUAAGCUUUCUCCCAUCUUUAAACAGCUUUUGUUGUUGCUAGAUAGUGCUGAUUUUGAUUGUCCCAAAGGGCCCAGCACAUGACUGAGUGUACUACUUAUCAGGCAAGAAAUGUUUAUAUUUGUGGGGCUGUGUUGGCUUUCACAUUUAUUUCCCCCCUUCUCUACAAAGUUGAGUUCCUCCAGCUCUGAGUUUACAAAUAUGAAUACCUCCCCGUUGGCCAACAUAAUCAGGAGUCCUGAUCCCCGAGAGAGACUUAUUAAGAACCUUCAGGCACAACUGACCUAUGAAUCGCCAGUGAACGGUCCUACCUCAGCAAGUAGGUCUAAAUCUCACCUUUCUGUUAUGGAACAUAAUCAACUGGUUAAUGACUUGGCAUCCUAGGUGAAUGUAAUGGGAGUACAACAGUCUCUAAAUAUUUUUUUAAUAUAUAAAAUUUAUGAUGUACUACUGAAUAAAAAUGUAGCAUAAUCUAAUGUUUCUGUCUUUGUGCGCAUGGUGUACUCUGGCAAUUAGUUUGUGUAAUUUUCCCGGGAAUGGUCUUCAAUCACUCCAGCACUUCAAUCACAUUUCCAGUCAUGCGCCUGCUUUUAAAUUCUUAAAUCCCAGCACUUAUGAACAGUCAAUAACUUACGUUUCCAUUUCAUAAAUAUAGGUGGUGAUUAGAAAUAAUGUGACUUGUGUGCUGUGGUGCGCCCGUCUUGCCUGUUUAUAUAGCAGUUGUCUGUAUCUUUUUGGGUCCCUUUUCUUGCCCCAAGUUAAAAUGAAAUGCUCAUACUUUACUUUGCAUAGCUUCAAAGAUAACUUCUUCGGUUACUGCUGGAGUUGCCAAUUCGCUAUCGGAAAAAAUAGCAGACACUCUUGGAAGCAGCAGAUUGAAUGCACCUUUAUCAUCCGUUCAAAUUCAUUUCAUUCAGAAUAUGAUACAAGAAACUCUGGAUAACUUCAGGUAAGUUGAGUUGUAUCGACACUUUGACUGUAGUUAUCAGUUUAUAAAGCCUGAGCAAACUAAUAACUUUAGCGGAGCCCGACAACGAGAUGUUGCAGUGUAUCUCUGGAGUGUGUGGGUUACUUGUGGCUGAGGGUAUGUGUGUGAAGAAACAGAAGAUACAUCAAAGGCACUAAUCUCAGCUCUAGCUUGGGUCUGUCUUAAGGAACAUCAUCUUUAUUUAUGAAUAUUUAAAAGUGUGUCCAGUUCCCAUGCAAGUCAAUAGAGCAUGAGCUUCAUGCAGUCAAGUACUAGAUUUGGCCAGGGAUGAGGUUUGAGAGGAUAAGGUGACCUUUGCUGCAACCUGAGAGGUAUGGGAGAAUUUUGGCAGACUCUGAACCAGCCUCUCCCUUCCUCUGACCUGCAGUAUUAACUCUGGGCUGCAUUGCAAGCCUGCCUCAAGUACCGUAUUUUUCGCCCCAUAGGACGCACUGCCCUAUAGGACGCACCUAGUUUUUUGGGGGGGAAAUAAAGAAAAAAAAAAUUAUUUCCCACCCAGGCACGGGGCUGGCGUGGGGGAAGCCCGAGCUUCCCCCGACCCCAGCCCCCAGAACAGCCUGCUAUCCGCAAGCCUAGGGAGCCGCGCCGGUCUCCCCAGGCUUGUGGAGAGCUGCGCGAAGCCCGGGCACGCUCUUCAGCGUGCUCGAGGCUUCGGAAUGCAGGCAGCUCUGCGCAACCCUCCGGAGCCCGGCGCGGCUUGUAUUCGCCCCAUAGGAUGCACAUUUCCCCUUCAUUUUUGGAGGGGAAAAAGUGCGUCCUAUAGGGCGAAAAAUACGGUAUGCUGUUUUGACAACAACCCUGUGGUGAAUAUGAAUGCUCCAAAUUACUGGCUUCGUUCUUCAUAGUCUGUGGGUGGCAUGGGCCUCUGCAACUCGGACUUAAAAAAGAAAAGGUUAGCAGGGUGCUAUAAAAUUGGCUGGCAUUUCAGCAUCGCAUCAGAAAUAGAUCAAAUUAAUAUAUCUACCAAAUAUACACUUCAGCAUUCUUUCUGCCCCAGGAGAGCUAAUUGUCUUUGAGUGGUUUUAAGAAAGCAGUGGGGCUAGCUCUGGAUUUGUGUCUUAAGUGCUUCUCUUAUCAUUGUGACUUUCUAUGACAUCACUUUUUUUAGCCUUGUUACUUGUUUAUGAGCAAAAAACCCACCACAUUUCAGUGUGCUGUUGUAGUACAACUCAAUCAGGACGUAAUCAAACUUUUGUAUGAAUUAAUUCAAGAAGUUGGUAAGUUAAUUCACAAAGCCCCUGGAGUGUGCUGCUCUUGCACAUUUUAAACAGCCAGAAAAUGGCUUAGAUUCUCUUCAUAUUGAGUAAAUACAAUCUGCCACAGAGCAACAGUUUACAGGUGCAUCUGUAGGCACAUAUCAUGAAGCUUUUAUUGUAAAUGAAGAAUGUUUGCUGGAAUCUGUUCCAAUGUGCAUCUGGAGCAAUUACAUUUUCCCAAUUUAUAAUAAAAUAAAUUUUAUGGCAAAAAACAUUCAGUGUGUUUCAUUUCCUGGAAUCUGAAAUAGUACAUUUUCAGUAUUGGUUGACUAAUACUACUUGGGUUGUCAUCAGACUUCUCCUUUUCUGUUCUUAUUCCUAGCCUUGUUUAGCUUUUGCUUAUAGCAGAGCAUUCUGCUUGCACCUGGUGUUGUGAAACUGGCCAUUGCCUCUUGGCUAGAAGGAGUGACUUGUAAAAAAAAGCAGAGGGAGGAGGGGGUUCUAGUACUUUGUCCUUCACUUCCAAAGUUUGUCUCUAUUCCAUUUACCAUAGUCUAUAGCAAACAGAGUCUAUGGCAUUACUGAGUGGUAACCCAAACCCCUGAUCUGUUAUGCUGGAAGGCAUUUAAGUUGAUGGUGCCUCUACCCAACCAUGGACGUUCCAUGUGCUCCCUUGUAAAUUGUGGGUGGAUGGAAGUUACUAGUGGCAGCUGGUGCAAAUCUCUGAAAUGGGGUGUUUCAAGGCAGGAUUGGGGUGGAGCUGAGCUACUCAAGAAUCUACUGGCUAUCAAGCCAGUCUAGCUACUGGCAAGCUGUGGCACUGAGUCCAAUAUGGGCCUCUCUGCUGCACCAGACCAUAGCUGGUGCAUCAAAAAUAAUAAAAUAUCAGAUAUUUCAAUUGUGCCCUUAACCUUAGAUGAUUAGAUGACCCUUGGGGUCACUUUGAACUCUAUAAUUCUGUGAUCCUAUGACUCAUUAAGAAUCCAGAACAGUGGCACCUCGGGUUACAGACACUUCAAGUUACAGACUCCGCUAACCCGAAAGUAGUACCUCGGGUUAAGAACUUUACUUCAGGAUGAGAACAGAAAUGGCGCAGCGGCAGUGGCAGGCCCCAUUAGCUAAAGUGGUGCUUCAGGUUAAGAACAGUUUCAUGUUAAGAACGGACCUGCAGAACAAAUUAAGUUCUUAACCCGAGGUACCACUGUACUAGAAAUUAAUUGCUACGAAGGAGCUAUGCUUUCCCUAAUGUCAAAUUAGUUAUUGUGGGCUCCGAUAAAGAUACGCAUUAUUGUUGAAUUUAGGGUGGGGUAGGAUAAGAUGUUUAGUCUUGUCCUGAAAAUCACCUUUAAUUUAAGAACCAAAGAGAAAUGGGUAAACUUGCGAACAGGAAUUGAAGGUGCAUGGUAUUUGUUCCUUCAGGGAAGCCUGCCAUCGUGACAUUGUGAAUUUGCAAGUGGAGAUGAUCAAACAAUUUCAUGUGCAGCUGGUAUGUAUAAAAUAUAUACAGAAAUGUGCAGAUGUUUUAAAAGCAUUUCAGCUGAAAACCCUACUCUGGAUUGCUUGUUCAUCUUAAGAUCCUAGACAGAGCAGUGAGAUUAUUGCGAACCUCAGUUUGCUAGGUUUGGAAUACUAUAAUUUUUGCUAAGUGACACUGCAAACUAACUUGCAAUCUGUUGUUUCUUAAAAGCUGGGCACAGAAUAGUACUGUCUGAUGAGUGUAAUAUCACAUACUUGGGGUGGAAGGGAAACUAGAUUGCUUUGCUGAGAAAGUAGUGCUUGAGACAGACUUCCUACAUUCUUGGUGAUUGACUUCAAAUUUUCAAAGGGGAUGGAUGGGUGGAUAUCUUUCUGUGGAAAAAUUACAGUGGCCGAGUUUGCAUGUCACAAUAAGCCAUAGUGUGAAAAACUAUUGUUUACCAUGUACACUGCUCAGUUGCACCCACGCUUUGCCAAUGUGAGACACAAACCAGAGAAUGUUUCUUCUUGUAGUUUGGAGAGAGAGAACCAAUGAGCACUUGUUCACAUGUAAUGCUAAGCCAGCCACUCUGUGUGGUUUUGCAAAGGGGUGGGGAAGGAGGAACAAGGUGGGUGCAGUUGAGUAGCAUAUAUGAGCAUACUGCUCAAUCACAGUAAACCAGAGUUUAUUUCAGCCUGUGGCUUGCUAUGGCAUGUGAACUGGGGCCAAUAUCUUCUGACCACCUUGAUUCCAACAUUAGUAUUCUAUAUAAAAAUGCAUAGUCGGGUUUGAAAAUCUUUUUCUCCAGUAAUGCAAUGUUCUGUUCUUUUCCCCUCUAGAAUGAAAUGCAUGCCUUACUUGAAAGAUAUUCUGUAAACGACGGCUUAGUAGCUGAAAUUGAGAGAUUACGUGAGGAAAAUAAAAGAUUGCAAGCCCACUUCUAAAAAGUCCGUGUUCAUGCAAGGAAAAUGAGUUGAAUUUUUUUUAAUUGUGCUAUGGCACACUGAUGUCAUAUGUCUGACACUUAAGUAGUAUGUGUAAACUCAGUGUUUUUUCCAGCACUAAAGAACCUUAUUUUAAAAUAGAAAAGGCAAUAGUUAACUGAUUAAUACAAAAAUAUGCACUAAUAAUGUUUAUAUCAAAGGGUUUUUAUGGAAAACUUGAAAUACAUUGGUUAUAAAGAGAGGCUUAACAAGAGUAUUAAUCAAUUUUAGCUAUAAACAAAGUGCCUUUUUAUAAAGGGAAACUAAAUAGGAAAUGUAUUUUGUAUAAGAAUUGCUUUGUUCUGAUAAAUUUAUUAUGCAUUUCAGUUAUUUUUUUUGCAAUGAAGACUUCUAUGACAAUGUCUUGGUUUUGUUUCCUUUGGCUAGAAAAAACAUAAAUGUUUCACAUGCAGUUUUUAUUGUAUAUGCUCUUUUGCUACUGACUUUUUCCUAUAAAUGUUACUUUGUAGGUGUAGAAUGCAAUCUUAGAUUUUUGUUACAACUGAGUUGCAUAUUUACAUAAUUUAAUGGCGUACUGAUAAUUUGUUCCGACUGAAUAAACAAUUUGUGAAGUUGCAUAAACAUGCUUGACUAAUCCCAGUCCUCUGUUUCUGACUUUCAGCUUGGUCCUCAAGCUCUCUUUUUAGCACAGGUCCAGCGCAGUCCUAAGAGUCAUAAGAACAUCUGUGUUUUUACCCAGUCUGCAGUUGUGGUUGGAAAAGAUAUAUUUACCAUUGUAUGACUAGUCAAGAGCAGAAAAUCAAACUCAUAUUCCUAUUUGACUCUUGUCUUAAAUGUAAUGGCUUGAUUACAGGUUUAAACUCUCUUGGCAUACUUUUAUCUGGCUUCAUAUUACCAUUUUUGCAUUGUAAAUUGAGUGCUUACUUUGUGGUUCACAUGCAGCCUGUUCAGACAGUAGGCAAACUAAUUUUUAAAAUGAAAAGUUGUUGCCCUGUUCCCUGCCAACAGUCUUUGCAGCUAAGACUGCAGUCAUGCCAGCCUUCAUCGAAGUAAGUCCCAUUGAGCUUAAUGAGACUGACUUUUAGGUAGGCAUGUCUGUAGAAUUGCACUGUAAGAUUAUCAUGAACAUCUCAAGUUGACUACAAAACUUGGCUUGUCUUCAGAGAAUUAUCAUUAAGGAACAGCCUUAAGCAUUUCAUCCCAGUUUUUGCCUUGGGAAGGGCUUUAGAUUGGGUGGAGGGAAUGACCAACCCUUGCAGCCUGGCUUUCUUAUCAUUGCUGUUCUCUGACGCCAUAAUUUCUUAGAAGCCCAAAAUCUAUAUUAACAACAUCAAUAGUGUAAUUGUUAUUCCCAUAGUUGCCUUGGGAGGAUCUACCCUUAAAGGUAAACAAGUCUACUUGGUAAUUUGAUGUCCACUAGGACUUACUUCAUCCCAUUUUUUAGGAUUUCAGGAAGUAUGUUGAGGAGCAUCGCUUCUGCUCUGCUCUUUUUAUUUAUAAAUACUGUGUUGUGAAGGACAUUAUGAAGCUUGACAACAUCCAAUAACUUCUGCUGACCAUCAGGGUCACUCAGUUGUUUGUGAAAGUGGAAGGUGCACUAAAUGAAGCUAGUGAUGUGUUUCUUGUAUGUGUACAGCUAACUGACCCAAGAUCUCUCUGCCCACGUUUGGGAGAUUCCCCUCUCCCAUAGCAUCCCAAUAUGAUGCAGGCCCUAUAGUUCAGGAGGCCUCCCAGUCCCUAAAAAGCAUUUUUCCAGGGGUGCAGAGAGGAGCAAAAGAGAAAAGGUGCCUUCCACUUGUGCUACCGCAAGCUUACUUUUUAAGGUGCCAUGCUUUUGUUUUCAUGGUAGCAGACUUGACCCUGAGUACUUCCCUGGAAUUUUGGAGAAAAGAAACUUUUUGACCCCAGUGUUGGCUGUUCCUUAUAUUUAGAGGUAACCUUUGACUGUGCAGACUUCCCUUGUUUUCCUACUACGUCAUGAAACUAUGCAGCAAUCAUCCAGACCUCAGGGGAGUAAUACAGGAUUGAUGUUCCUAAAACUGAAAUUGCCGAUGACUAUAUGCAAUCAUACCUAUGGGAAUUACUGUUGAAAGUAAAGCAUUUAAGUGCAUGAUUCAGCUGCGGCUUUGUACAGAAAGAAUGCAUACUGUUUUGGCAGAGAUAUAAAACUUUGAGAUAGCACACGUCAAAAUAGUACUUGCCUUCAUUUGCCCUCAUUUUAGUAUGUAAAGUAUUUUAAAGUUUGAUGCAAGAGAAUUUGUAAGAUAAACUACUUUGCUUUUGCAUGCUGCAUAGAUCAAAAUCAAUGGGACAUUAAAAUGCUAAUAUGUAGACAUAAAAUCGGGAAAUACCUUUAUAGGGGGAGAAACAUUGAGUACUUUUAGUUUUAAAACUUUCACAGCAGCACAUUAAAUGCUUUUGUUUUGGUUUUAUGUGUUACACCUUUGACUUUAGGUGCAAUAACAUCGAGAAUUUAAAAUUAAAGCAUAUAUUUCUGUGUUCAAUUACAUGCCUCACCUUUGGCUUGUUAUAAUUUUCUUUUUCUCUAUAAUUGGGGCAUGGAGGUGCUUUUUUGUUCUCAUAAACUCUUAUGGAAAACUUGGGCUUC
Podarcis lilfordi (Lilford's wall lizard) is the source of this 28690-nucleotide messenger RNA. The record is from the annotation of a GenBank genome assembly. Lineage: Eukaryota; Metazoa; Chordata; Lepidosauria; Squamata; Lacertidae.